Akanthomyces muscarius is the source of this 771-nucleotide messenger RNA. RefSeq lists its product as uncharacterized. NCBI's taxonomy places the organism in Eukaryota, Fungi, Ascomycota, Sordariomycetes, Hypocreales, Cordycipitaceae. The transcript has 3 exons. Bases 1 to 771 code for a protein of 256 amino acids. The record is from RefSeq and is a predicted model, not a curated record.
AUGCUUCCCAACAUUGCUGUCCCCGUUCUCAUGGCUUCGGCCGCUCUCGCAGCUCCUCACGCUACCCAGCUUGAGGAUCGCAGCACCGGUGGCAAAGUGCAGAACAGCGCCAUCGCUCGAUUCGACAACAGCAACAACAAGGAUGGCAGUGGCGCCGGCAAGGACGAGUACCGCAUGUAUUACGGCAACGGCAGCACUGGCAACGGCUGGCCCGACAAGAGCAAAUGGGUUUCCUUUGAGGAUAUGUUCAACAACAACAAGAAUGCCAUGUUCAACUCGUGCAGCUGGAUGGGUGUGCCCAACAACAGCGGCCCCGAAGUUGGUGCCAUCUAUGACGGUAUCCAAAAGAUCGCGUCGGAGACUGGUGUCGACCACCGCUUCAUCCUCGCCAUCAUCAUGCAGGAGUCGACCGGCUGCGUCCGCGUCCACACCACCGGCGGCUCCAACCACCGCAACCCGGGCCUGAUGCAGGACCACAACGGCUCCGGCACCUGCAACGACUACGGCAGCGUCCAGAACCCCUGCCCGAGCAGCACCAUCGAGCAGAUGAUCCGCGAGGGCACCGCCGGUACCAAGGACGGCGACGGCCUUGCCCAGUGCCUCAACCAGGCCAACCGCAGCGACGUCUCGGCCUUUUACCGCGGCGCCCGCUGUUACAACUCGGGCGACAUCCCCGACGACCUCAACUCGGACGGCACCCGCUGCUACGCCAGCGACAUUGCCAACCGCCUCACUGGCUGGGUCAAUGCCAACUCCAAGUGCAACCUGUAA